Molecule: messenger RNA, 17365 nt
Organism: Haliotis rufescens (red abalone)
Lineage: Eukaryota; Metazoa; Mollusca; Gastropoda; Lepetellida; Haliotidae
Product: protocadherin Fat 1-like
Exons: 37
Coding region: 121-14277 (4718 amino acids)
Biological process (GO): homophilic cell-cell adhesion
Cellular component (GO): catenin complex; plasma membrane; cell-cell junction
Molecular function (GO): calcium ion binding; cadherin binding
Source: RefSeq, a predicted model, not a curated record
CACAAUAUUGGCGACUUCUAUACAGUCUCAAUGGCGGAACAUCAAGUGCGGAAAUCGAUGUGUUACACUGCAGAAAUUGUGAUAGUUCCGAUGGAUAUGAAAUUGUAGAGGACAAGUGACAUGAUGAGGCUACGGGGGGCCUUGACCUUCCUCGAACUGCUUGUGCUGCAGCUGCAAUGGCAAACUGUGGUUUUGUCCUCACACUCAUAUUUCCACUCAACUUUAACACAGGAAAACUUCCACUUUUCACAAAAAACUUACAAUGGAACUAUAUCAGAAAAUGCCCAUGGGAAAACAUAUAUCCUAUCCCCAGUGCGGAUGGGAAUUUCUCGAAUGAACACAUCUGUAGAUGUAGAAUAUGAAAUAGACAGAGGUGACAAGACUAAAAUAUUCAGGGCAGAACCUGUAUGUAUUUUAGAUUUCUGUUUCUUACGGAUAAGAACGAGAACUGAUGCGUCUGGCGAAUUAAAUCGUGAACAUAAGGAUAAGUUUGACCUGCGAGUGAAAGCAGAGGGGAAGUAUCCAACUGGAGGGCAAGUACUUGCUGCAUUCACUUAUGUUCGAGUGACUGUUUUAGAUGAGAAUGAUCUGAGCCCUCUAUUUUAUCCUGAAGAAUAUAGUGUUUCCAUACCUGAGAACACAACCAUUCACAAGGGUAUUGUAAGGGUCACUGCCUCAGAUGCCGAUAUAGGAGUUAAUGGAGAAAUCUACUAUUCAUUUAUGAAAUCUACUAAAGUUUUUGCAAUUCACCCAGCAACAGGUGUGGUAUCCCUUACCAGACCUUUGAACUACAGUGUUGAGAAAGUUCAUAAGCUAAGAGUCCUUGCUAAUGACAGAGGGCUUAAAACAAAAGGGUCACAAAGAAGUAGCACAGCACUGGUAACAAUAUCUGUGGAGCCAGUUAACUACCAUUCUCCUUCUAUCAUUGUUCAUAGACUCCCAACAGUUGCUGAACAUGGAAAUAUUGGCACAGUUUAUGCGAUUCUAACUAUCACUGAUGAUGAUAUUGGAAAAAAUGGAAACAUUAACCGUGUUGCAAUUACAUCUGGAAAUGUUGGAAAUAGUUUUGCUAUAGUGGAGUCAACAGAAGCAGAAGGCAUAUAUAACAUUAGAGUUGCUGCAAACCUUGACAGGGAACAAACACCAUAUGGAUAUAAUCUUACAGUGAUUGCUACUGACAAGGGUUCACCUAUACUGACAACAACAGUUCUGGUACAUGUUGCUAUACAAGACACAAAUGACAAUGGACCAGAGUUUGAUCAGAAGGAAUUCAACGUGUCAGUGUCUGAAGUUGUACCUGUAAAUACACCAGUUGCAACAGUGAAGGCUGGGGAUCAAGAUCUAGGACGGAAUGGCGAAGUUGAGUACAGCAUUGUUAGUGGAAAUGAAGAAAAACUAUUUAAAAUUGACAUGGAAUCGGGACUCAUCACAACCAGAUCAUUUCUAGAUGCUGAAAAGCUCCUGAUGGUCAGACUACAGAUCCAAGCUGAAGAUAAAGCAAACUCUGGAGCAAGAAAGAUAGGCAAAACUUUUGUCAAUAUUGAUAUUACAGAUUUUAAUGACAAUGCUCCAGUUUUUGAUGAAACUAAGCUUUCUGGCAGUGUGAAAGAAAAUGCAGCUAAUGGGACAACUAUUUUGCAAGUAUCUGCAACUGAUGCAGAUGCCAAUGGGAAUGGAAGAGUCAGUUAUUCUAUUGUGAAUUUUCUCUUGGUUCCUUUUGAAAUCGAUCAUUUCACUGGUACCAUCACAACUACUAGACCUCUUGAUUAUGAAGUCAUGCAAAAGAUGUACCAUGUAGUUGUAAGGGCAUCAGACUGGGGUACUCCACACAGACAAGAAACUGAGGCUGUUGUUGCAAUAAAACUAGAAAAUGUAAAUGAUAAUGAACCAGGGUUUGAGAAAGUUGACUGUAGUGGCUACCUGUCACGUGAAGCUAAGGAAAGUACAGAAAUUGUAAUUCUUCCAGCUAUAGAUUUUGAUGAGGGGGAUAUCAUUAAUUACAGAAUUGUUGAUGGUAAUGAAAAUAACUGCUUCAAUAUAGAACCAUCCACUGGAGGUAUCUCUCUGGGUAAUUGUGAUCUAGCAGGCAUAGGUAGUGACACCAUAAGGCUUCUUGUAGAUGCUACAGAUGGUGCACACUCCUCUGUUCCAGCUGUCAUCAAUCUCUCAUUGGUCAACAGCAAGGCUGGUGUGCAAGAAAAGGCAAUUGUGAACUGUAAGGAUACGAAUGUAACAGAUCGCCUUCAGAACAUGAUAAGAGCAUCCAAUGAAAACAACAAGGGAAGUAGUAAAAUUGAAUUCAAUCACGAUCUGUCCAAUAGAUAUGCCCCAGAGUUUAGUUCUUCAGUGCCCAAGUACUUUGAAGUGUCUGAAGGUACUCCUCCAGGGACAUCUGUCCUAAACAUGACAGCAACAGAUCGAGACAGCAAUUCUUGGUACAAUAGUAAAAUCCUCUACGUCAUCUCCGCAGGGAAUUCUGAUGGUGCAUUCCAAGUUGAUACCUUUACUGGGAGCCUGAUUGUCAUGUCUAAACUAGACAGAGAACAUCAGAGUGAAUACAGCCUCCAAGUGAAUGCUCAAGAUAUGGGCAAACCAUCACAUACGGCUCAACAGCUUCUAAGAAUUGUAAUCUCAGAUGAAAAUGACAACUCGCCCAUGUUUGAACAUGAUGAAUAUGGAAAAAGUGUGUAUGAAUAUGUUGCUGUAAACUCUACUGUGUUGCAGGUGUAUGCAACAGAUAAUGACAAAGACCUUAAUGCUCGGAUUAAGUACUCUCUUUUGACUGACACUGAGGAUUUCUAUAUUGAACCAUCCAAUGGCAUGAUCAAAGUGAGAAGGCAGCUAGAUAGAGAGAGGCUAGCAGUAUAUCAAUUAAGUGUCAUGGCAAAGGAUUCAGGUUUGCAUACAACUCUAUCAACAACAACACAGGUUACAAUCACACUUCAAGAUGUUAAUGACAAUGAACCAAAAUUUGUUCCUUCAAGUUACAGUGUAAAAGUUCGAGAAGAUUUACCAGUUGGUACUGUUGUCAUGAUCCUUACAGCAAAUGAUCCUGAUGUUGGAGAGAAUGGACUUGUAACAUAUGAGCUUGUUGAUGGUAUGGAUAACAAAUUUGAAAUAGAUGAAUUGAGUGGUACCAUUCGUUUGCUCAAGAAAUUAGAUUACGAGACAAAGCAAGUAUAUAACAUAACAGCAAAGGCAGUUGAUUGUGGCACGCCAACUCUUGUAUCAACUUGUUUUAUGAAUGUAGAAGUGGUAGAUGUUGAUGAAAAUCUCAGUGCCCCACGUUUUGACACCUUUGUGGCUCAGGACUAUGUAUAUGAAAACAAGCCCAUUGGAACAUUUGUUGCACAUGUCAGUGCAAUGGACGACAUUGGACCUUUUGAGAAAAGGGGUCAGAUGGUGUACUCUAUUCGUGAUGGAUCAGGCUUGGGUCGGUUUUCCAUUGACACCAAUGGAACUAUCCGAACUUCUCAAGUACUUGAUCGAGAGACCAUCUCCCAUUAUUGGCUGACAGUAUAUGCCCAAGAUGGAGGACUCGUACCAAAGUUUGCACGUCAGGAAGUUCUCAUUAAGAUUGUUGAUGAAAAUGAUAAUGUGCCCCUUAGCCGUCAGCCUUUAUAUCAUGUCAGUGUGCCCGAGAACAGCAGGGAAGGAGUGGAGAUAAUGCAGGUCGAGGCAUAUGAUGGAGACUUGAGUGACACACAAAAAAUCACUUUCCAGAUCACUGGAGGAGAUCCUCAGCACUUCUUCAAAAUACACAGCACACAAGGCAUGAUCAGCACCACAGGGAGAGCACUGAACAGAGAAGAUGUUCCUGAGCAUGCAGUGGAGGUAACAAUAUCCGACAACGAUGCCCGUUCUCCGCUCUCAUCCAAGACCCGUGUUGUCAUCAAGGUGCUGGAUGAGAAUGAUAAUCGACCACAGUUUGCUGACAAGGCUCCAAAUAUAAAGGUUCUUGAAUGUUUGAGAGAAGACAGUGACAUUGAUGUGUAUCGUGUGGUGGCCAAGGACCACGAUGAGGGACAGAAUGCUUAUCUUACGUAUACAAUCAAGUCCCAACGUGGGAAUGGACAGACCCAGUUCAGAGUGGAUUCCGUUACUGGGGUUGUAUACUCCACCAAGGAUCUUGUUCAAGGAAGGAAGUAUGAGCUUCAGGUGAGAGUAUCUGACAGUGGGACUCCUCGCAGAAAAGCAAUCAUCAAAUUAAACAUUGAAGUUGUGUCAAGACCUAAGAUGUCUACCAACCCACCAACCUUCUUAAAGGCAAAUUAUGCUGUAUCAGUGGCCGAAAAUGACCUCGUCGGAGAACUUCUAGAAAUGCUUUCUGGAGAAGAUGAGGAUGGUGAUAGCAUUUGGUACUCAAUACGAGAUGGUAACCAAGAUAACAAGUUUGCAGUUCAGCCUCAGCAUGGCACCCUGUUUGUGGCAGGUGGCCUUGAUUGGGAAACUCAGCCAAGCUACAACCUUACAGUGUGUGCAACAGAUGGGGUGUACAACUCAUGUGUGCCUGUCCAUAUCAGUAUAAUUAACAACAAUGAAUAUGAACCAGAGUUCUCAGAAGCAUUUUAUACGGCUGAAAUAUCUGAGAAUGUAGAAGUGAAUACAAAUGUUCUACAAGUAUUUGCAACUGAUAAGGAUAAAGACAAGCGUCUCUUCUACACCAUGUCUUCAGCAGGAAGUACUGUUAGCAUGCAGAAAUUCAAGAUUCAUCCAGAAAGUGGAGUAAUACAAGUAGCAGAAUCUUUGGACCGCGAAGCUCUCUCACAUCACACACUAACCAUCAUGGUGGGAGAUGAAGGAACUCCAUCCAAGAAGAGCUUUGCUAGGGUUAAUAUAGCAGUUCUUGACCACAAUGAUCAUGCUCCUCAGUUCCUGUCCAAAUCAUUCGAUGGUCGGGUAUUUGAAACUGCAGCUAUUGGAACAUCGGUAUUACAGGUGAUAGCUGUGGACAAUGACAAAGGAGAAAAUGCAGAGAUAUGCUUUUCAAUCAUUUCAGGAAACGUUGGUGGAUCAUUUACCAUGGAUGAGAAACUUGGCAUUGUGAUAACUUCUAAGGAACUUGAUCGCAUGAAACAGUCCAACUAUGAACUUAUUGUCAUGGCAAAAGAUAAGGGUGCUCCAUCGUUAAGUUCAACUGCUAGGAUCUCCAUUGCAAUAACAUUGUCAAAUAACUCCCCUCCCAGAUUCAAAUUGGUUGAGUAUGCAGUUGAACUCAAGGAGAACCUGGCUGCUGGUCAUAUUGUAGUAGUCAUACAAGCUGAAAGUCAAUCCUCCUUAGUUUAUGAAAUUACAAGUGGAAAUCACUUUGGUAUGUUGAUGAUUAAUCCAAAUUCUGGUGUUAUUUCAACAAAGACUGUAGUUGACUAUGAAGAACAUCACAUCUUUAAUUUGACAGUCACAGCCACAAAUAUAGUUGGAGCUACAUCAUCAACAACAGUUAUUAUACAUGUUACAGAUGAAAAUGACAAUAAGCCUGACUUCCUUCAAAAAGUAUAUUAUGGAAAUGUAAGUGAGAUGGCAAAUUUAAAUAGCAUGGUGUUUACCAGAGAAGGAUCUCCCCUUGUUGUCCAAGCCCAAGACAAAGAUUCUGGCGCAAAUUCUCGACUGAAAUAUCAAAUCACAGAUGCCAGGAUCAGAGCCUUCUUUGACAUUGAUUCCAGCACUGGUGCCCUGAAAACAAGAUCUUCACUGGAUCAUGAAACAAAUAGCAUGUAUAACUUCACAGUCCAAGUUUCUGAUUUAGGUCAACCAAGCCUUGUUGCUGACAUUGCAGCACAAGUUAUCGUCUGUGUGUCUGAUGUCAAUGAUUCACCACCCAGAUUCACUAAUCAUACCUUCACUACAACAGUUCUUCUACCAACAUACAAGGAUGUUGUUGUCAUUCAGGUGACGGCAUUUGAUCCUGACACAACCGUUAAUGCUCCUCUUUCAUACAGCAUUCUGGAUGGCAAUCAAGGGCAUCACUUUAAUGUCAACUCUGAAACCGGUGAAUUGUUUGUUGAAGAUGAAACUAACAUGGAUAAGAAAUAUAGCAUAACUGUUCAAGUUAGUGAUGGUAAAUAUGACACCACAGCUUCUGUCAUUAUAACUGUGCAGAACACAGUUGAUACAGGCCUGCAUUUCUCCAGAAAUGUGUAUACUGCCACAAUAGAAGAACAACAAGAAGCCUCUGAAGUUCUGUUAGCUGUGAUGGCUAUUGGUCAUAGAUUGAAUGAACCAUUGGAAUUUACUCUGUUGAACAAUAGAGCAAUGUUUUCAAUCAUGAUGACAUCAGGUGUCAUUGAGACACAGGGAUACCCUUUUGACAGGGAGCUUGUUGGAAACUACACCCUUGUUGUUGAAGUGAAAGACAUCAGGGGACGAUUGGCACAUUGUCUUGUUAUUAUCACAGUGACUGAUAUCAAUGAUAAUGCACCAGUAUUUGUAGGCAUGCCCUACAAUUCUGUUGUGUCUUUUGAUGCCUCUGAUGAUAGAGUAGUGAAAAGGGUACAAGCCUUUGAUCUUGAUGACGGCAGUAAUGGCCAGGUAAGAUACAGCAUCACUGAUGGGGGCCAAGGGAAGUUUAGCAUCAACCACAUCACUGGGGACAUCACAGUUAAAAGACUAUCCCCAACAGAUGAAAACAGGAUUUUUGAACUCAAAAUAGAAGCUCAGGAUAUGGGUCGCAAGCCCCAGAGGUCGGAUGCAAUUGUCCCAAUACAUGUUGUUAAUCGCAACAGUCCUGUUUUUGAUAAGCAAAUAUACAACGUGAGUGUGUUUGAGAAAAUCGCCAUGCACACACCUGUCACCAACAUCCAGGCCCUCAGUCCACAGAAUCACAAAAUCAUAUAUUCCAUCAGCGAGGGAGACAAAUAUGGUGACUUUGCUGUCAAUUUUGACACAGCAAUGGAUGUAGUAGGGCCAUGUUUGAUAUCUGUUGUUGGCACCCUGGACUAUGAAGAGACAAAGACUUAUGACCUUACACUGCGGGCCACAGAUACACAAACAGGAAGUUAUUCAGAAGCUAUUGUGUUUGUUAACCUUAAGGACAUCAAUGACAAUGCACCAACAUUUGAAAGCCAAGGCUAUACAGAGGCUGUGAGAGAAGGGGUUGCAAUUGGAACAGAGAUCUUAACAGUGAAAGCAAUUGACAAAGAUGUUGGUCUGAACAGUUUGGUUCAUUACAGUAUUGCACCAAUUACUAUGGCCCAUGAAGAUGUCCUUUACUUUCACAUUGACUCAGAAACAGGUGUCAUUAUUACAAAGAAGAAAUUAGACUAUGAGCGACGGACAGAUUUCUACUUUUUGGCUGUAGCUAUUGAUUGUGGUAUUCCAGCUCUGAAUUCUACAGUAGUUGUUCACAUUAUCUUAAUGGACCUAAAUGAUAAUGCACCACAUUUCAGCAGGACCUAUUACGAAUGCCGCAUCACUGAUCAAGCGAAGCGGGGUCAGCUUGUCACAAAGGUGGUGGCAUAUGAUGAUGAUCAGUCAAACACUGGAACACUUUUCUAUUCCAUUGUCAAUGGUAAUGAGAAGAAAACUUUUGCAAUUGAUUCCAGUUGUGGAUUAAUCACAGUUUCAGAACAGCGAGAACCAGAUUUUCAGUCAGCAUACAUGUUGAAUGUGUCAGUAACUGAUGGUGUGUAUACCAGCUAUGCACGAGUCACUGUGACUGUGAGGAAUACAAAUAAACAUGUUCCAGUAUUUUCUAGUGCUGAGUACUUUACAGAAUAUUCUGAGAUCAAUGGAAAAGGGAUGCCUGUGUUGACGGUAUCAGCGACAGAUGAAGAUCGAGGCACAUUUGGACUCAUGACCUACACAGUGCCUAGUGAUAGAAUGAAAGACAUUUUCCAUAUUGAUGCAGAUUCAGGUGAGAUGUUCACAAAGUUGGAACUUGACCGCGAGAAGCAAAGUUUGUAUGUUGUACCAGUUGCUGCUACAGACAAUGGGGGACGUAUGGGAUUUGCUUCAGUCCACAUUACAGUUGGGGAUUUCAAUGAUUGUAUCCCUCACUUCCUUGUCACCAAUUACCAGGGCAAUGUGUUUUCCAAUGCCACGAUUGGUCAACAUGUGUUGCAGGUAAAGGCGACAGAUGAGGAUGCAGGCGUAAAUGGAAAGCUUGUCUAUUCGCUUUAUCCAAACAAGGAGGCUUUCAACCCAUUUAAUCUUGACUCAACAACUGGACUUAUCUCUGUGAAUGGAGAUCUCUCACAAUCAGCAAACAAGGUGUUCCAGUUCUUUGUUGGAGUUGGAAAUGAGAAAGAACUGUCGAUGCAGGAUCGUGCUGCUGUGGACAUUCUGGUGAUGGGUCCAGGGGAUAAUCCACCAGUGUUCGAGCAGAAGGAGUAUGCUUUCUUUGUCCAGGAAGAUGUUGCUGUAGGAUCUAUUAUUGCAACUAUAAAGGCUACAGCUAAUCAGCCUGUGACCUACAGCAUUGUGCCAGAAUCAAUCAAGAACAACCAUCUUCAAAAGUUUCAUAUAAGUUCAAAAGGACAAAUAACAAUAUCAGAAGAGCUUGAUCAUGAGGAGACCAGCUACUAUCUGCUUACAGUGAAAGUUGAGACACAAACCUCACCACCACUUGCUGCAUACACAGAGGUCAGCAUUCAACUGCAUGAUGUAAAUGACAAUGUCCCUAUCUUUGACUCUAAUCCUUAUUUGGCAUCUGUUAUUGAAAAUGCACCAGUUGAGGUCAGAAUUAUUCAACUUCAGGCUUAUGAUAAAGAUCAACCAACCAUGUUUACAUACACAUUUGGUGAGGGUAUGGAAGAAAUGGCCAACAUAUUUGCCAUUGAAGCUCACACUGGUUGGUUAACUUUGAUAACUACCCUGGAUAGAGAAAUCAAAGAUGAAUACAAUCUCAGUGUUGUUGUUUAUGACGACACUGACAGGCAUAGUCACCACAGGCACAGCUCUAGCACAUCAGUUCUCAUAACUGUGACAGACUAUAACGAUAAUGCUCCAGUAUUCAUAGAGAAACAUUUGAACACAGCAGUGAAUGAAGGAGCUGUCCAGGGCACUGUUUUGCGCAACAUCAGUGCUAUUGACAGAGACAGUGGCGAGAAUGCUGAGAUAUCUUACUACAUAACAGGAGGUGAUCCCUUGGGACAGUUUCAAGUGCACAGCUCAGGAGAGCUGUUUGUCAACAAACCCCUGGACUGGGAGACUAAGUCCCACUACGAGCUGACUGUGGCUGCAACUGAUGGAGGCUUUGUCACAUACGUCACCAUACACGUGGAUAUUCUGGAUGACAAUGAUCAUGCUCCAAAGUGUGAAAAGUCUGUGUACACGAAGUUCGUGGCAGAAAAUGUCCCUAUAAACUCUGUCAUUGACUACAUCCAAGCAUCAGAUGAAGAUGAAGCCAACACACCAUACUCCAAGAUAUCAUAUGCUGUCUCAGGACCUGGGGCUGAUGUUUUCAUCAUUGAAAAAAAUUCUGGUGUUUUGAGGACAAGGAAAACUUUGGACCGAGAAACAACAUGUUUCUAUCAUCUCCUUGUGGCAGCUGUUGACGGGGGAGGAAACUCUUGUACAUCUGACAUACUCAUUACUGUCACAGACAUAAAUGACAAUAAACCAGAAUUUUCCUUAAAGACAACAACAUUCCACAUCCCAGAGAAUGCACAAGCUAACACUCUACUUACUCGAGUAACUGCAACUGAUAAAGACAGUGGAAUCAGCAGGAGAGUCAAGUUUAAGUUGCAGAGCUUGAAGGAUGAUUUGUUUGUGAUUGACCCUGUGAGUGGCAUCAUCAGUGUCAAAAACCCAUUGGACCGAGAACAGCAACCCGAGUAUAACAUAACAGUCAUCGCAUACAACCCGGGAUUUCCUGAUUUUUCCACCAGCAUUGAUUUGCAUGUCUUGGUUGGAGAUGAGAAUGACAACCCACCCAAGUUUCAUCUUACUAAAUACACUGCUGCUAUAAGAGAGGAUGCUGAUUUACAGACUGAGGUCAUUCAGGUUCUCGCAACAAGUCAGGAUAUUGGCAAAAAUGCAGAGAUAAAAUACACUCUCACAGGAGGCAACGAACAAGGAAAAUUUGCAAUUGAUUCUGACAGAGGAAUGAUUCUUGUUGCUGAACCUCUGGAUCACGAGCUGUCUAAGGAGUAUUUCUUGACUAUAACAGCUACUGACAAAGGAGAGACUCCUCUGAGUUGCAGUACAAUCGUCAAUAUCAACAUUACUGAUGUUAAUGACAAUGCUCCACAGUUUGGUCAGAGUUCCUACUCUACAUCAGUGAAGGAAGAUGCACGUAAAGGAACAGAGGUCAUCAGAGUACAAGCCACAGAUGUAGACAGUCUAUCAAAUUCACAAAUCCACUACUCACUUGUUAGUGGUGACAUGGAGGGGAAAUUUACCAUCGGCAAGGAUACAGGCGUCAUAAGGAUCAAAGAGACACUCGACAGAGAAAUGAUUGACCACUAUGCCCUGAUUAUUGAGGCUGAAGACUCUGGGGAUCCCAAGUCUCGUUCUGCUACCACUGUUGUGUCUGUGUAUGUCCUGGAUACCAAUGACAACCCACCUCGUUUUACUCAAGCAAACUAUACAGCAAGAGUUCAGCGAUCUGAUCUAAUGAAAGAAGGACGUCGAACUGGUGACAGCAUACUGAUGUUCAUGGUAACAGAUAUUGAUUUGGUAGAAAAUGGGCCUCCUUUUGAUUUCGAUAUCAUCAGUGGAAACAGUAAUAGGGAAUUUCAUAUGAGUAAUGAUGGGGAGCUGAGCCUAGCUGGAAAACUAAACAAAGAGCUAAGAGACACAUAUGAACUGACAGUUCGCGUAUAUGACAGUGGAAGACCAAGUCAGUAUGCUGAUACUACAGCCACCAUCUAUGUGGUUGAUGAAAGUAUGCAUGCCCCUGUCGUGCGGAAUUUGUCCAUUACUAUCAGUUCAUACAAGGAUAAGUUUCCAGGAGGUGUCAUUGGAAAAGUAGACUACAAAGAUGAUGAUCCCUAUGAUACAGUUAUCUUCCAGGUUGUUUCCAAUAACCGUUAUCUGUUUGAUGUUGAUCGCCACAACGGAAAUGUUAUUGCACUACUUGGACUCGAUGCUGGCCACUAUGAAAUCAAUAUCAGUGUUAGUGAUGGAAAGUUUACAAGUUUUUCUCAAGUCUCUGUUGAUGUUGUAUCAAUAUCUGAAGAAAUGGUUGACAAUGCAAUUACUAUCCAGUUUGCAAAUAUGAUACCUGAACAAUUCUUUGCUAACAGCAAGAAAGAUUUUCAGGACACCCUUAAAAGAGAACUUGAUGUCAGUGCACGAAAUAUCAAAAUAAUAAAUGUUCAACCAGCAACAGGCCCAAGAUUUCCUGGACGAUGGAAGAGAGAUACAUCUAGUAAUCUUGAUGUUCUGUUUGCUGUGAGGAAAUCUGGAGAUCGUUUUUUCAAGAAAAACUCCCUCAGGAAGAAAGUGCUGCGCGCAGCACAACGCAUUGAGUCAGCUGUUGGUGUGCAAGUUAUCAAGGUGUUCAGUGAUACUUGUGCAGAUGUCACAUGCACAGAGGGCACCUGUGUUGGCAGUGUUGUGUUUGACAACAGCAGGCUAACACCAGUCAUUGUUGGUGGUGAGAGCUUUGUCUCUGCAAGACAUUACUACAGUUACCAGUGUAUCUGCCAAGGAGAUCACUGUGACUCUCAUGUGUGUGGUGGUGUACCUUGUCCUUCCUACAAGUUGUGUGAGCGUGACCGUUUCAACAAAUAUGUAUGUGUGUGUCCAAAUGGCAAAACAGGAGACCGAUGUGACAAAGACCCUAUCCAGUGCAAACCAUCUGAUGUCAGUUGCCUCAAAGGGGACCGUCCAAUGACAUUCAUGGGUCGUAGCUAUGCUCGAUGGGAACUUAACCUGAAAACUGCCAAACAACUGACGCUGUCGCUGUGGAUCAGGACCAGGCAGCUUAAUGCCAACUUGAUGAACACCAGGGGAAUUGCAGACUACAGUGUACUUGAGAUCACUGAUGGUAAACUGCAGUAUAAGUUUGACUGUGGUAGCGGAGAAGGCCUGGUCACCAUACCCGUAGCUGUUAAUGAUGGCACCUGGCACAAAAUAAAUGUUGAGAGAAAUGGUCGCAUAGCAGAAAUGGAACUGGACAUGGAAUACAAGGCAAUGUCAACAGCACCAGGGACAAAUGAGAUCCUUAACUUGAAUACCGACCAAAUCUACUUUGGUGCUGAAGUCAACUGGCAUGAACAGUAUCAGGCCAUCAGUCAUGGCUUUGAGGGUUGUAUGAAGGAUAUCCGCAUAUUUGAUAUGCCACUGCUCUUCUCAGGGAGCAACAAGGUGACAAAGGACCAACUGUUUGAGAGGAUUGAUUUCAACUGUAAAGAGGACCCAUGGAAAAACCCUCCUCCAAACAUCUGCAGUAGUCAUCCAUGCAUGCAUGAUGGCACGUGUGUAUACAGUGGCCUCAACUCUUUCACCUGCCAGUGCAAGGCACGAUACCUUGGUUCCAAGUGUGAAGUGGAUACCAACCCAUGUCAGGACAGUCCUUGCCUGCAUCAAGGGCAGUGUCUGAAGGAUACAGAAAUCCCAAAUGGUUUUUCCUGCAAGUGUCAAGGAAAAUUCCGGGGUAAAAAGUGUGAAUAUGGCCAGCACUGCAUUCCCAGUCCCUGUCUGCAUGGUGGAACAUGCAUUGAGGGGCCUCACUCACACAUCUGCCAGUGUCAGGCAGGAUAUGAAGGUGUCCAGUGUGAGGUGACAGCAGAUAUGUGCUAUAACAAUCCGUGUCAACACGGCAGUACAUGCCAUGUGUAUGCAGGAGGAACAUACUACUGUAACUGCACCAUGGACAGGAAGGGGAGACACUGUGAGGAGCUCAUAUUGCCAGUCAUCACUGGGGGCAUCAAGGCUGAAGAAAUAUAUGGCAUUGCAGGUGUUGGAGCUGGACUUAUCUUCAUCGUGCUCAUCUUUGUCAUGUGUCGCAUGUGGAGGAGAAAGAAGCGAGAACGUAGAAGGAACAACAUCACGCCUGGCAUUGCAAGCGGAGAUGAUGAGAUUCAGUAUCAUGGCAUGAAAGAACAUGAGAUGAAACGCAAGUUAAGCAACCCAGAUAUGGCUGCUGUUCACACUUACACACCACAGCCUCCCCCUGUGCCCACAAGACCUGCCUCCUACACUCCUAGUACACAUGACUCACUCAACACACUUAACAACUUUGACACUGUCAGAAACUAUGGCAGUGCUGCAGAUGAGUUGGAAACAACAGGUAUCCAUAACAUCCCAACAUUCCAAGAAUACCUGCAGACGUUCCAGUCUUCACACCGAAGCAGUCCAGUAAUUCCAUCAACUCUUCCUCCGCCACCAAGAUCUAAUGCACCCUCUGAUUCAGAUUCCAUUCAGAAACAGCCAUGGGAGUUUGAGUACCCUAAUAUUUUGGAGAAUUACUCAGAAGUUGACAAAAAACAAGUGACAAAGUCAAUGCCUGGCAUGAUGGUGCCUGUUGCACAGUGUGGACUCCAGCGCCAGGAUGCUAGUUCCUACAGUAGUUUGCCUGUGUCAGAGAGUGAAGAGGACCUGAAUGCUAAACGUGGGAAAAGAAAAGGCUAUCACUGGGACACAUCAGACUGGGCCCCAAGGCCAUCUCUCCCCAAUAUCAGUGAGGUACCAUCUAAGGAAGUCCCAGAUUCCCCAAGUUCCAGUAACAACAGCAAUGACUCCAACAUCCAUAUUAGCAACAUUGAACCUGACCCAGGAACAGUGACUGAUGAGCCAGAAUAUGUUGAAGACUCUGAAUAUGUUGGAGAUUCAGAGUAUGCAGAAAAUGAAUUUGAAAUAGAUGACCAAGAUGACCUUCCUCCCUGCUAUGCAGACCAUCCCAACUAUCAACAAAUCUUGGAAUUGCGUGACAUGGACGACACUUACGAACUACCUCAAAGUCUUCAAGUAUCUCAUCAUCCAAAUCACUACCUACCAAACUACAGCUUUAGUGGACAGAUGGAGCAAGAUGGAUGGCCUGACCCCCCAACUGAUGAUGACAAUAGUAAUGUCAGUGAUGAUAAUGAUAACGAUAACGACAGCGUCAUACACUAUGCCUACCAGAAUGUUGGUCCUCAAAGAAGUAAUUUGGCUCCAGGUUACACUACAAGGAGUGAAUAUAAUACAGAUCAUAACAGAUCAGCAGCAUCAAUAAUGGAUGACAUGAGUGUCUCGGCUGGUGGUUAUACAUCAACUAAUGGGUCAUGUUCUGAUAUUUCUGCAUAUUUGUGUGAAAUAGAAGACAGUGAAAUUAACCAGAGUGAGGAUAGUGGUGAUGAAGACCAGUCUUCACAAAGACUUCUAGCUGCCCAUCUCCACACACAAGUGUGAACAGAUCUUUCGAACAAACAUUCAACUGUCAUUUCCUAGAUCUGAUGUCUAACAUUUCAUGGUUGUGAUCCGUUUUAUUUCCUGCAGAUUCAGAUAUUGUUGUUCUUUGCCAAAUGUCUUAGAAACACAUCAUUAAUGUGGACUGAUGUUAUUUACACUGUUUACUUAGAUAAAAUUGUGUGCCAAUAGAAAAUAACAUUGAGUCUUUACAGUUUGUGCAAAGAAUGCAAUGUUUGUUCUUAAUGCAUUAUCUCAGUUUAGAAGUCAUGUAUCAUGUACUUGACAGCGGAUGUGUGAUAUAUAACAUUGUGUUGGGGUUAAAACAUCUGAUGGCUGCUGCAAAGAGACUAGUCUAGCUGUGAUGGUGCUGAAUGUAGCUGAUGUGCAGAGACUUUGAUAUGAUUCACUUCAUUAAGAUUACCUAGAUAUUCUGUUAUAUUCUAUUCAAAUAUUUUGAAGUAUGGUUAUUAUGUUGAUCAAGUACAGAUGUUAUGAGGACAUUCCAGUAUGAGGAGGCUUGAACCUCACAUAGGAAUGACAAGUCAGGUAACAUUAUUGUUUGGAAUUUGUGGACAUCUAUUCCAUGUUACAAACUGAUAUUUUUUUUAAACAUUUCAUGCACGCAUUCAGAAUUAUUCAUUAUUAUAACAUCCCCGAAUAAUGUUGAUACAAUAUUGCACACCUUAUUUCACGUCAUUUCUUUGGUUGUGAACACGUUGUGAAUAUAUGUUAGUGAUAGCAAUGUUCUUGUCUGAACUCAGUGAUAAGCAAGUAGUGUUGACAAGUACUUGCUAAGAUAAUAUUUUCAUAUUCUGCUUCUUUAAACUAUUUCUGCUAGUAAAUAGCAUAUAUUGAUGUAACAAUAGUGUAGCUUCCCAUUGUUUGACAUAUUUACUUGAGAAACAGUUAACAAAUUUGUUGGAUUAUGAGAUAUCAUGUGUGGCCAUGACAAUAUAUAUAUUUUUCAACAUUUUGUGGGUUGUUUUGUAUUGAUUUUGUAAGAAACAUCUCAAUUUUAUCUCAUCUGACCCAGAGGUUCACAUGAGCUUGUGUCAUUGCAUGUUGUCCAGUGUUAACGUCUCCAAACCAUAAUGCCUGUGAUGCUGAACUAUCACAUGAAUGAUGCGGUAAUAUUGUCUUGUAAAGAUUGAAAGAUGGGAAUCACAUUGAAAAUGUCGUUCAGUAUUCCUAUGGCCAGAAAACAAAAGUUGUGAAGCGUACCUUUAGGUCUCUGGAACCGUAGGUGACCUAUAUAUAACAUCAAUGUCAGUGUGAAGGCGAUUUGUUUGGCAUUUUCACUGAAAUGUUUAAUUUCCUUCAAAUUUCUGUUUGCUAUGGAUGUAGUGGAUGUUUUAUUGGAAUACUUAUGUAUGAUAGUAAUAGGUCACAGUGACCUACAUUAAAUUCGUAGCAUAUGUUAUAUAUUUCUUCUUGUGUUGAAUUUCAACUGGGACAUAAUAUUUGUUUAUAUGCUGUAUAGCCUAUGGGAGUGUUCCCGAAAUACUUGUAAAUGAUUUAGAAGAUCAAAUUAACAUCUAAUGCUAUAGUAAGUUCAUGAUACCUGAAGGAGUGUAUAUUGGUACAUAUCAUGUUGAAAUGGUAUGUUUUUUUUGUGCUGAACCAACCUCCUGGUGUUGGCAUAUGUUUGUGAGAACUAACACCCAUGUUUCUUAUAAUAAAAUAGUCAAGCAUGUAUUUGGCUAAAAUUGAGGUGCUAAUAUUGAGGUUCAAUAUUAAUAAUCAUUGGAAGUGGUUAUUAAUUUCUUUUUCAUGUAGCUGAAGGGACUUACAGAUUUCUCUAACCAGAGUUAUAUGUCAUUAGAGUGGAACUGCAUUUAGAUUCCUCAUUUUGUGAGCUAGUGGCAAGGUAUUUUAGUCUGGUUAGAGGUUGUUGUUGGCAUUUAUUCACCCAAACAGAAGGUUAUAGUGUCAAGAUUUCUGGGGUUUCUAGAAAUGGCAGUGAAUGGGCUUCUUCACUUUUUUGUAAGUACUUUCAAACAUUUAUCUAUUUUUACGGGACUGUUAACCCAUGAAUCAUUAUGAAGUAUAAUAUCUAAUGUGUAUAUGCUUUUCUGAAACAAUGUGUUUUUAGAGCUGAAAUCAUGUGUACAAUCUUUUUCAAAUAUUGUUUAAAACAUAGCCACAAGGAUUCUGUUUAACAUUGUGUGCACAACCUUAGGAAACUGCUGGGACUAUGCAACUGUUAAUUUGGAUAGAUUAUCCUUGAAGUUGUCAUGGAAACAUGCUCAUAGAAUUUUAACAUGCCAAUGCGCCUGGUGUCUAUAUUUGGCAGGACAUUUUGCAUGGCAAUUUAAAGCUGUUUUGAGGGUGUACUCUGCAGCAUUUGUAAAUAUACUUAUGACAUUAGAGAUGACCCCUUAACCUUUGAUAACUGAGAAACAUUCAGUUAUUGCUUUUAUUUGUAUUUUUGUAUACAUCUGCAAGAAGAUUCCCAACAUUUCAUUUGAGCUACAUUACCUUUGGGUUAUUUUUAUAGCACUGUUUUUUUUAUGGGCCAUAAACAUCAUUAAGGAUGUAGUACACUGUGAAUUUUCUUAUGAGAGAAAUGUAUGUUUAAUGCCAUUCACCAAAUCAAAUUGAUCUCUUGUUUAUUUAAGUUAUAUCCAGUGUUCUUUCAACAAAAAACCCUGAUCUUCCUUAAGAUUUGUAUGGAUGUUGAUAUUUCAAAUAUGCAUGUUUCUUAUGUUCUUAAUCAAGAUCAAAAUGUGAUUUAGUCACUAUAAUUGUGUUCCCACCUGUAUUCUGUCAGUUUAAAAAUAAGAUGUCAACUGACAAUCUGUUAAGUAGGUAACGAAAAAUGUAAGAAAAUAAUGCAAGAUGGUUGUUUUUUCUUAUAUAUGCUGUCAGCAUUGUCAAUAGACUGUUGUCGCUUCCAGGAGAUCAUGACAUUAUUGUUGAAUGUGAAUGAAUGUUUGUUGUGUAGUAAGUAUGCCUACAUACCCUUAUGAUGUUAUGCUCUUGCUGAUUAUUUUUCUUAUCAUUUGUACAUUUUCUCCCAGUGACUUUUUGGAGAAGAAUUGUAAUAUAGCAUUUUGCUGAAUGCAAAAAUAAAAGUCUAUGGAUCUUA